AUGAUAUCAGUUUUACCAUGCGAAUUGAACGAAGACGAUACAUUUGAAGGUACUGAAUCGGGUGAGAUAUCGAUGGACACGCUUGAAAUGGUAAAUUAUGAACAAUGUUCAUCAUGUGUUAUGGAAAUUGAAACUGCAAUUGCAACAUCUGUUAGAGAGGUGGAAACAGGUACUAAUCCAGAUUGCGGAACUGAGAUUACGGAGAAUCUUCAGGACUCGUUGAUCGAGGCCAAGAUGGAAAUACCUUUUAUGCGUAAAUCUGUAAAAUCCCAACUAGCACAAGCCCUCGAGAAAAGUGUUCAGUCCUCUGGAGAAAACCAGCAAGCCAUGCAUGUUCUCGAUUGCGGAGCCCCUAUUCAUAAAGUGAAAUGGCAGAAGAAGGUUACAUACAAAGACAUAGCUGUGCAAUAUGUAAACUAUGUGCGUACAAGAUAUCGCGACUGUUGUAUUGUGUUUGAUGGUUACGGACAGGGUCCGACAAUUAAAGAUCACAAGCACCAGCGAAGAAUUGGUAAAACAUGCGCUGAAAAUAUAAAGGCUCACAGUGAUCAGCAGACCUUCCUCUCGAACGAGAAAAACAAAAGUCAGUUCAUCGCGUUGCUGAAUCGAUGCUUGGAAGCUGAUGGCCAGAUUUUGCAUAACAGCACGGGAGAUGCUGACACAUUGAUAGUGGAAACUGCUGUUCUAUUUGCAAGACAAGAAAGAGAAAGAGAAGUAUAA
Paramuricea clavata is the source of this 720-nucleotide messenger RNA. The record is from the annotation of a GenBank genome assembly. Lineage: Eukaryota; Metazoa; Cnidaria; Anthozoa; Malacalcyonacea; Plexauridae.